GAUUUGUUUACUCACAAACAUGUCGCAUAAUGCGAAGUACUACAGAAAAAAGAUUUCAACUAAGACAACUGACAAAUGUAAGAAAAUAGACACUUUGUUUAAACAACAGGCUGCCGCUCAACAAUUAACAGAAUCUCAUUCUGAGUUAGUGGUUACUGACACCCAGCCAACCGAACAGGAAACGACGAAGCAAAAUGAAAGCGAGGAAAUUCAGACUGACAGUGUGCCGAGUGAGGAGUUUGAGGUAAAUCAGAUUGAAGCAAAUCCCGAGAGCUUGGCGAAAAGUGACACAGAUACAGAUGACUACGAACCACCCAAGAAAUUAAAAAUUCAAGAUAGCAGAAAGAAGUCCGCUAUUUCUCAUGAAUUGGCAUUUCCGUGGCUGUACCACAGUGCAGCAAAGGAAGCUUACUUUUGUAAGUACUGUGAAUUUCGGUAUGGUGACUGUAAAAGUGACUCAACUGCAACUAGUCCAUUUGCAACAGGUGGAGUUAAGAGCCUGGGAACACACCCAACACGAAAAUUAGAGAAGCAUCAUAAAUCAGAAGCCCACCAGCAAGCAGAGACUAUUUACCUGGGCACUGGUAAGUCUGAUCAAAGUCCAUCAAUUUUGCAAUUACUUCAACAACAAAAUGAUGCCUUAAAAGAACAAGACAAAAAGAGAAAUCUAGAAUAUCUUGAAACUCUCUUUAAGACUACCAUAUUUAUGCUAAGUAAAAGGUGGGCGAUAACUGACAACUUGAAAGACAUGAUCAAGUUUUUGGGAGACGAGCUUAAGUACAAACCUGUAGCAGAUUACUUUGACUACCACCCAACCAUCACUUAUACUUCACCAUCAUCUGUUCAAGAUAUUGUUUCUUCCCUUUCCUUCUCCAUUGAGAGUGAGAUUCUGGAGGCUAUAAGAAAAGCUGAGUGGUAUUCCCUGCUAGCUGAUGAAUCAGCCGAUGAUGCAAACAGGGAGCAGUUUGCCGUCAUAAUCCGUUUUGUUGAUGGUGGAAAAAUUCGGGAAGUAUUUCUGGGACUGCUUAAACUUCAGUGCACUGAUGCAGAAAGUCUGACAUCCAGCCUGGAAUCCAUUUUGAUUGCCAAAGGACUCGACGUCAGUAAAGCCAUCUUUGUUGGUUUCGAUGGCUGCAAUGUCAUGAGUGGAGUAAACACUGGUGUUCAGCGACGCUUUCGUCAUCUGGUUCCUCAUCAAGUGUAUAUUAAUUGCAGAAACCAUAAACUUGUUCUCUGUGUUAAACAUCUUAUAAAGGAGUUCCCAGUCCUCGAAGAGCUUGACUCGCUACUACUUGGAAUAUGGAAAUUAUUCCACUAUUCUCCAAAGCGGUAUGCCGUCUUUGAAGAAAUACAAGAAACAUAUCAUCAGAAAAAACUCAAGUUUAUAAGGGCUGCAGCUACCAGGUGGCUAAGUCAUGGGCGUGCAUGUGUCCGGCUUCUAGAUAGGUUUUCUUCAAUUUUGGACUCUCUGGACGCAAUAUACGACGCCAAAAAAGAACCAGAGAUUCUAGGUUAUAGAAACAUGCUCACAGAUAAGAAGACCAUUGCUGCUGCAACAGUCCUUUGUGAUGCACUUAAGCCAGUUGUCAUCUUCAGUGACUAUUUACAAGGAGAUGUUCAUUUCAGCAGAGUGAAUAUGAAAGUCAAGGAACUCACUGAUGAACUGCACCAUUUAACAGAGAGAUAUAGAGUGUGUGCUGAAGGCAAUGAUGCAGAUCCUGAUGUUGACUUACACUUCUCCAGACUCCCAACAUACUGGGCCGAAAUUGAUGAUAGGACAGAGUUAGCAAGAAGAAUUCGGUUGUAGCUGAACUGGCAGUCCCCCUCAUCCAUGCUCUCAUACAUGAGAUUGAGGACGGAUUUCAUUGUUCGCCAGUCCUGGCUGGAUUUAGGGUAUUUGAACUAAAAGAGGUUCCAAAUACUGUUGCCGAAUUAACAACGUUUGGAGAGGAGGAAAUGAGACGUUUAGCAUCACAUUAUGGCAACACACUUGAAGAUGUAUUCAAGGGACAUAGGACUGUCUCCCAGCCUGUCUUUUCUGAGGAAACAUUCAAGCAACAGUUUGCUGGGUUUAAACACCAGAUGUUUUUAAUGAGGUAUCCUUAUGUUUGUUUU
Messenger RNA from Saccostrea cuccullata (small rock oyster), 2115 nucleotides. RefSeq lists its product as uncharacterized. The record is from RefSeq and is a predicted model, not a curated record. Lineage: Eukaryota; Metazoa; Mollusca; Bivalvia; Ostreida; Ostreidae. The transcript has 5 exons. The coding region runs from base 20 to 1807 and encodes 595 amino acids.